Molecule: messenger RNA, 1004 nt
Organism: Rhizophagus irregularis DAOM 181602=DAOM 197198
Lineage: Eukaryota; Fungi; Glomeromycota; Glomeromycetes; Glomerales; Glomeraceae
Source: RefSeq, a predicted model, not a curated record
AUGAAUUUAAAAAGUGGUAGCUUAAGACAACAUUUAGAUAAUAACUUCAUUUCACAUAAUUGGAAGCAAAAGUUGUAUAAUUUAUGUUUUAUUACAUAUGGUCUUGUAGAUAUUCAUAAUAAAGGAUUAAUUCAUCAUGAUUUUCAUUGUGGGAAUAUAUUAAGUGAUUUUGGUGAUUAUGCUUAUAUUACUGAUUUAGGAUUAUGUCAACCAGCUAAUAUAGAACAUUCUCAGAGUAAUAAUAAGAAAAUAUAUGGAGUACUACCUUAUAUGGCUCCAGAAGUUUUAAGAGGAAAAGAAUAUACUCAAAAAAGUGAUAUUUAUGGAUUUGGAAUCAUUGCAUAUGAAAUUUGUACAGGUUUCCCUCCUUAUUGUGAUAUAGCUCAUGAUGAAUUCUUAGCAAUGAAAAUUUGUCAGGGGUUAAGGCCAAAGUCUAAUUAUAAAAUUCCUCAAUUAAUUUUUGACAUAAUUAAUCGAUGUUGGGAUGCAGACCCUUUAAAACGACCUAAAGCAGAUGAAUUACAAAAGUUAUUUACUGACAUUUUUGCAAAUUGGAAGGAAGAUUCUGAAAUUGAUAAACAAAUUAAUGAAGCAAAUGAAAUUAAUGAAAAGCCGUCAUCCACAACAGUUCAAUCACCAACAUCUUCUACUAGUGCUCUCUCAUAUAUGACACAUCCUCAAGCAGUUUACACAAGCAGACUUUUAGAUUUUAAAAAUCUUCUAGAACCUACAAAUGCAGACAAAAAUGAUUUAGAAUAUUCAGAUUCUUUAAAAAUGGAUUUUACUAAACUUGAUAUUAAUUCUAAAGAUGAAAGUAAUUAAGCUCAAACUACUUUAAAGAUAUCAUAUCUACUAUGUUUAUUAUAGUCUAAGAGUGGAGUCCUGUACAAAGUCUAUUUUUUGAAAUCCUGCCCAGUCCGGUCCAGAUCCCAACCUUCAAGGAAAAAAAUGAUUGUUAAAAAAAAAAAUAAUCUUCACAUUUAUUUGUUAAAAAACCUUUAUAU